Metarhizium brunneum ARSEF 3297 is the source of this 1014-nucleotide messenger RNA. RefSeq names its product Eukaryotic translation initiation factor 4E type 2 (gene Eif4e2). Gene Ontology annotation, molecular function: translation initiation factor activity; RNA 7-methylguanosine cap binding. Gene Ontology annotation, biological process: translational initiation. Lineage: Eukaryota; Fungi; Ascomycota; Sordariomycetes; Hypocreales; Clavicipitaceae. The record is from RefSeq and is a predicted model, not a curated record. Gene Ontology annotation, cellular component: cytoplasm; eukaryotic translation initiation factor 4F complex.
AUGGAUAAUCUAUGGAACCGUCGCACAAACUCUGGCAAAUUGUCCCUCUCGACAUCGACGAACGGUCCCAACGGCUCAUCGGCCGGUGAUGCCUCCCGCAACUCCUCCGUCCCUAGGCGCCAUGGCGGCGACAUAUCCGCGCAUGGCAAAGCCAGCCCCUUCAAUACUCCAGGCGGCAACCUAGCGUCUCCUACCAGUGGUGCUUCAAGCGCCUUUGGCUUGGGUUCAGGUGCUUUUGCUUCGUUUGGUUCAGCCAAGACACCAAAGUCUGCUGGAAACCCUUUCGACACGGCUAUGGGCUCUGCUGUAGCCAAGACCACUGCCGUGAAGGACAGUGGCAAGGCUGCCAUUGGUAAAGCUCCAAGUAUGGCAUCCAUUGCCGAAAAUAAGGUGUCUUCUUUGACGGUAGCCUCCAAAGCACACCCGCUGAAAGAUGCGUGGUCAUUUUGGUACCGUCCUCCCAUCUCCAAGGCCCAUGGCUUCAUCGAGUAUGAAAAUACCCUACACGGCAUUGCCACCGUGCAAACCGUCGAGGAGUUUUGGGAGAUUUACUCUCAUCUAAAGAGACCAUCCACCCUGCCGGUUGUGUCUGAUUACCAUCUUUUCAAGAAGGAUAUUCGGCCCAUCUGGGAAGAUGAGGUGAACCGGAAAGGUGGAAAGUGGGUUGUGAGGAUGAAGAAGGGUGUGGCUGAUCGGUAUUGGGAGGACUUGCUUCUCUCCCUCAUUGGCGACCAGUUCGGUGAUGCAGGUGAGGAUGUAUGCGGCGCCGUGUUAAGCAUGCGUAACGGGGAAGACAUUCUUAGCAUCUGGACACGGACAGCUGGCGGUCGCGUACUCAAGAUUCGAGAGACCAUGAAAAGCGUUCUCAACUUCCCUCCAAACACCCGUGUGGAAUUUAAGACGCACGAUUCGAGUAUUCAGCAAAGAACCGCUAUCGAGGAACAGCGUCGUGAAAAAGCCAACCAGAACCAGGGCGGCGAUAGACGUCACACCCAGCGACAGAGCCACGAAUAG